AUGGAAAGUAGAAAAAACAGGACAAAAUGGGUAACAAACAAAACUAAAGAACUGAUAACAAGUAGAGCAGACCUUACAUCUAACCCUGAAAAGACAAAAACUAUAAGAAAAGACAUAGCUAAUUUAAGUAAUAAAAUAAAAUCACACAUGAGAAAAGACCGUCAGAGAUAUAGAUUAGAACAACUGAAAAAAUGCAUACAAAGAACCGGAGGCACCAAAAAAACAGCCAAACUACUAUUGGAAAAACGAGAUUGGAUACCAAAUUUAAUAAAUAAAAAUCAUAAAUGCGAGAAGCGACGCGACGCCCUAAAAUCAUAUCAAUAG
Parnassius apollo (apollo) is the source of this 324-nucleotide messenger RNA. The record is from the annotation of a GenBank genome assembly. Lineage: Eukaryota; Metazoa; Arthropoda; Insecta; Lepidoptera; Papilionidae.